CUCUCCUCGCCUUCCCCUGCCCCUCCCCCUUCGUCCUUUUCUGGCGUGACAUCUGGGAAGUGAGGAGGAAGGAGCCUGUAGGGUUAGCGCUCCAAAACAGUGCAGUAGCAGCUUUCUCUUUUCUAGGAUGCGCUGAGUUGCUAGCGGCUGCCCAGCAGAUUGUGAAUCAGAAGGGAUUCUCAGCUUCUGUUUAUUUUCCUGUUGUUUUUAUUCCUCCCAGUCGGAGGGAAAUGGAAACACUGGCAGACACCUUCACCCAGACCUUCUAUCUUCAGUUCUGACACUUCAGUUUUUCCCUCCUGGUUCGAAGGCAAUAACUUCCAGACUUCAGCAAAGGAGCAGAGAGAUCUAUUCCUUCCCUCAUCAGAAGAGACAGUGUAGACCUGUUUAUCUGAAGAAAUGGAUACUUCUCCCUCCAAAAAAUAUCCUGUUAAAAAACGUGUGAAAAUACACCCCAACACAGUGAUGGUGCAGUAUACUUCUCAUUACCCACAACCAGGAGAUAGUGGAUAUGAAGAAAUAAAUGAAGAUUAUGGAAGCUUUAUGGAAGAAAAUCCAAAGAAAGGACUUCUUAGUGAAGUAAAAAGAAAAGGAAGAACUUUCUUUGGGACCAUGGAUAAUCGAAACUCAGCAACUGAAGACCCAAAGACCAACGAGAUUGAACAGUUCCAGAGCUUUGCAGAAAGAAAUAUUUUUCAGUCUAGAAAGACUUGGAUUGUGUUGUUUGGAUCCGCUUUGGCUCAUGGAUGUGUGGCUCUUAUUACUAGACUUGUUUCUGACCGUUCCAAAGUGCCAUCUCUUGAACUAAUUUUCAUUCGAUCUGUCUUACAGGUAUUUUCUGUGUUGGUUGUGUGUUACUAUCAAGAACCCCCUUUUGGGCCCAGAGGAUAUAGAUUGCGGCUCUUUUUCUACGGUGUCUGCAAUGUCAUCUCUAUCACCUGUGCUUAUACAUCUUUCUCAAUAGUUCCUCCCAGCAAUGGAACCACAAUGUGGAGAGCAACCACCACUGUGUUUAGUGCUAUUUUAGCUUUUUUGCUAGUAGAUGAGCGUAUGGCUUACAUUGACAUGGCUACGGUAGUUAGUAGUAUCCUGGGUGUUUGUCUUGUCAUGAUCCCAAACAUUGUUGAUGAAGAGAACUCUUUGCUGAAUGCCUGGAAAGAAGCCUUCGGCUAUACCAUGACAGUGAUGGCUGGGUUGACUACCGCUCUCUCCAUGAUAGUCUACAGGUCCAUCAGGGAGAAGAUCAGUAUGUGGACUGCCUUAUUUACCUUUGGCUGGACUGGGACAGUCUGGGGAGUGUCCACUAUGUUCAUUCUUCAAGAACCCAUCAUCCCAUUAGAUGGAGAAACUUGGGGUUAUCUCAUUGCCAUAUGCAUUUGUUCUACUGCAGCUUUCCUGGGAGUUUAUUAUGCAUUAGAUAAAUUCCAUCCAGCACUAGUUAGCACUGUACAACACCUUGAGAUUGUGGUGGCUAUGAUCUUACAGCUUUUAGUCCUACACAUUUUCCCCAGUGUCUAUGAUGUCUUUGGAGGGGCAAUCAUCAUGAUUAGUGUUUUUAUCCUUGCUGGUUAUAAGCUUUAUUGGAGAAAGUUUAAAAGGGAGGACUACCAGGAGAUACUAGAUUCUCCCAUUAAAUAAGAACCAAUUUUCAUGUUCUGAAUUAUGUUCAAUUAUGUGCACUGCCAUGUUGUAUUCAUGUAUCAAUGUUUUUUGUGCUGUAUAAUGGACAGAGUUCUAUAUAAUAUAUAGUUGCAAAAAAGGUGAAAAUAUGCAAAGGUAGAAAUAUUUAUAUUAGUUUAAUAUAUUAUAAAUGCAAAUAUUAAAUAUAUGAAAUAUUCUGGACUUUGGUCUUUAAAAAACUAUUUAUUUAUUUAAUUAAAAGUAACUGAUAGAAAAGUAUGCAAGCCUUAAUCAUCAAUUUCUAUAUUAAUAGAAAUACCCCUUUAUAAAAAAUUCUAAGUUUAUUCAAAUUUAUAAAUUAGAAAAGAUGAAAUGAUAUUAUGAUAAUUUUUAUAGUUAUAGUUAUUUCAACAUUAUGCCUGAAUCAUUGGAAAUUGUCAGUUGCAGAGAAGGGAAAUGGAAGUAGUAUGGUUGGGGUCAGAAGGUACUGGAGAAGGAAGGCUUUUCAUUGACUCAAUGUUGGUUGCAGUUAAGUAAAAGUGACAGAAAAAAGAAAGUCUUUCCUUUGAGCGAUGGGGGUGGGGCAGAGGUUAGUUUUGUUCAAAUUUUGUAACUCUGAUUCACUAUCCCAUUACUUAGGCAAUAUACUUUUCCACUUAGAUUCACAGGUUUACUAUCUUGUAAUAGAAGAAGUGCUCCUAGCUACUGGCAGAGGUGCCAGAAGUGAAAAUAAAAUAAGGAGUAAAUUAAUAUGGCAUGUUAUUUAAAGAUUUUCCUUGGAGAAACCAAAAAAGUCUCAAGGGCACACAUUAAUGUGUCAUAAUACAUUUGCUCUCUACUCUUAUUAAUUCAGUUAAAGUACUGUUCUGUCUAUUAGAUAUGCAUGGAUAGGAUGUAUCAAUAAUAGUAGAAACCUUACAACUAAAUUUCAGCUCAUAGCUGACUCUUUGAGAAAAAUGAAAAUGCAGAGGUGUUCUUUAUUUUACAAUAAUUAGUGGGUUGUCUGACUUGCCAUAAUAAGGCUUUAUUUCUGAUAUUUAAAUUCUGCUAAUUUCAACUUUCAGUUGACAACUGAGUUCUCAGAAACAGAAUAGAGUAAUAGAAAAUUCAUUGAACCAGGGGUCAAGAGAUUUGGGUUCCUAUAUCAGUUGGUUACUUCUUUGUGUCACAAAUUCUCUGGGACUCAUUUUCUGUAUCUGUAAAAUGAGGGGUUGAGGUGAAUGAUUUUCUGCUUUCCUCUUUCCCUAGUUUUAAAACUCUUUGAUUCCUUCACUGGACCUUUAAAUAAAUAAAAUAAAAAUAAAUUUUAAACCCCACAUUUUCCUGAAUGAGGUACACUUAAGAUACUUUUAACUAACAAAUGCUUAACUGAUUUUUCUUAUCCUUUGGAGUUUAAGCCAGGAGAGAAAGGAAUGCAAAGGUAUUUUGCUUUAAGUACCAUUCUUUCAAUAUUAAAAUCUUAAUUUGCAAAGUAUCUGAAGUUUGCAAAAAGAUUUACUCUAAAGAGGCAAUCACAGGCAGCUAGGUGGUACAGUGGACAGAGAGAAGAAUCUGGAAUCUAGGGUCACAAAAACUUGAAUUUGACUGAAAUGACUGAAAAACAAAGGGAUGCACCACAGAUUUCUUUGUAAUAGCCAUCUUUCCCACUGAAGUUAAAUUAUAUAUUCAGAAAUUAAUUUCUAAACUUUUAAAAGAUACAUUAUUUAAUUAUUCAAUAAAUAUUUAUCAAAUAAAUAUCAAGUUGGCAAGAAUUUUUAUUUAUUUAUUUAUUGGGCAAAAAAGAUGCUAGGUGUUAUAGAGGAUUCAACCAAGAAUAAGAGUCGUGGUCCUGUGCUUAAGGUAUUUAUAGUUUUAUUUGGAAAACAAAAUAUAUUCAUCAAAGUUAAAAUAAUUUAGAACUGUUUCAGCAUUAUUGUUGGCAGAAUGCCUUACAACUAUUUGACUACUACUAUCAGUAGCAGUAUUUGUGGUGGUUGCUUUGUUGUGAUCCCCAAUAUUAAUGAGAGUUCUUUGCAAAAUCAAAUGAAUAACAUGGGAAUGAAGAGCCACAUAAAUGAUACAAAUAAUUAGUGCUACUGGAAUUUAGAAUGUGAGUGGUCAGUGUGGGACAGAAUAGACUGAGAAAGUCUUCAUGAAGAGGUGAGGCUAGAUGAGUAGAAAGAAGGAACUGUAUUACUGGUUGUGAGAGGAAGAAAUAGAGAUGUGAAAGGUAUGUCAAAGAAAGAAUUAAUAAACCAAUCUGGCUAGAUCAUUUUGAUCAUGCAGAAAAGAUAAAUUUGUAAAGGUAGGUAGAAGGCAGAAUAUGGAAUGGCUCAAAUAUGUAUUUUCUUCAGGCCAGGGUUCCCAGACUAAUACUUUUGUUAUUUAAGGUAUAUUUUAUUGUUUUUUAUCCCUUAAUUAAGAAGAAUAUGAAUUCUGAUUAACA
Sarcophilus harrisii (Tasmanian devil) is the source of this 4045-nucleotide messenger RNA. RefSeq names its product solute carrier family 35 member G2 (gene SLC35G2). Gene Ontology annotation, cellular component: plasma membrane. The record is from RefSeq and is a predicted model, not a curated record. The transcript is spliced from 2 exons. Lineage: Eukaryota; Metazoa; Chordata; Mammalia; Dasyuromorphia; Dasyuridae. Bases 400 to 1638 code for a protein of 412 amino acids.